Messenger RNA from Sycon ciliatum, 2512 nucleotides. Its product is annotated as fibulin-1-like. The transcript has 12 exons. The coding region runs from base 262 to 1941 and encodes 559 amino acids. The record is from RefSeq and is a predicted model, not a curated record. Lineage: Eukaryota; Metazoa; Porifera; Calcarea; Leucosolenida; Sycettidae. Gene Ontology annotation, molecular function: calcium ion binding.
GAUAUCCUGCCGCGUGCAGCACAAAGCAAACACGAAUUUGUUAUUUCUUGCUAAUCAGCUUUGAACUGAGGAAAGGUGGAGAGAGAUCAAGACGAGCUUUCUCCCUGUGCAGCAGUUUACUUUCUUCAGAUUUCCUUUUGAAUAAACCGAGUCCUGAAGUGUGUGGCCUCGCGACCGGGACGAAACCAGCCGAACUGCAGGUGUGUUGCUUGUCGACGUUGGAUCAAGCUACUGGGAAGUUGCUUUUGGAACAGGUUCGGAAUGAUGCAGAGAAUGCAACGCCAUGCUGUGCUCAUCCUCCUCAUCGCCCUCAUUGAGACCCUGGUGGUGACAACAGCAAGGGGCCAGGUGCGCCUGAACUGCACUAGUUUUGGUGAUAACAACUGCGACAGUGGAGUUCAGUGCAUUGAGAGUGACGUCAAAGGAGUGUUAACACCAGAGUGUGCAUACGUUACUUGUCACAGUAAUCUCACCAAAGUCUAUGUUCCAAAGGGUUCUUUAGAUAAUUCCUCAUUCCAGGCUUCCCGCAAGCUUUGCGCCGAAACUGGCGGUUACCUUCCACCUGCCUCCUUCGACACGUGCAUCAGGAGCCUCCUAGAGAAAGUUUACCCCGCUGAACAGAAUCGCGCAUCGUGGAAGGGUGAUGAACACUUAUUCAAGGUGAAUCCUACAGUUGUGGGGCUUGACAACGUCCUGGCUACCUGUGUGAAACCAGUGUUUGAUAUCUGCAAUAUGAAAACUCUCUCUGUGGGCGAUUAUUUAUUUUACCUUCCAUGGGGAUAUGACCCCGUGUCCAAGACCGGCAAUCAGACAGCUCUGGCUAAGUGCAAAAAUCAAGUGCCCAGUAACAAACAGAAUAGCGUGGAAUUGGUGCUGAAUGCUACUGGCUAUUUUACCGACUUGAAGACAUGCCUUUUGAAUUUCAGAAGUGCAGUGUCCGGGUCAAGGAACCCUGCCUUGACGUGGCUGACGGAGGACAGCAGCCCGGGAGCUGUCGUCUGUAGAAUGCAGGAUGAGUGUUUUACCUCUGCCCGCGGCAAUCGUUGCCCCGCCACGUGCGAGUCCAACCCCUUCAAGAGCGGGUAUACAUGCGUUUCAAGUAGCACUAAUCCUUCCUGUUCUUCGGGGUACCAACGUACCCAAUAUGGGUCGAAUAUGUUCUGCGCAGACGCGGAUGAAUGUACUACUUCGCAUCAUUGUUAUUCGGAAACCGAACAGUGUGUGAACACAAUCGGAUCUUACAAUUGCCGAUGCUCACCGGGCAAACCUUUUGACGAAAUCCUGAAAAGAUGCGUGGAUCCUAGGGUUUGUCAAGAUAGAUGUCCAGAAGGCCAUAAAUGCUUGCACAGCGACCGUACAACAGCCCAUUGCGUUAAAAACAACAGCGACUCUACGGCCUGUCCAACUGGAUAUAGGGCACAUACAAAAGUUGGCUGCGUAGAUGAUGACGAAUGUCUUGGUGCUACUCAUGGCUGUCCCAGUAAUUUGGAGUGCAGAAACAACUUCGGCUCAUUCUCUUGCAGAUGCUCUGUUGGGUAUGACUUUAGCCCUACUGGAGGUCAAUGCUUUGAUGUCGACGAAUGUCAACGUGGACAACAUAACUGCUGGGGUGAAACAUACUGCCAAAAUACAAUCGGCGGCUACAGCUGUCCUUGCAAACCUGGAUUCACAAUUUCAAACAGACGUGGAUGCAUUGAUUUUGAUGAGUGUCUUACGCGUUUGGCGUGCACUGCACCGAAUACGGAGUGUACAAACCAGAAGGGAAGUUUCGUCUGCGCUUGCAAGCGUGGAUUCCACGGCCUCACAUGCAAAGAUGUUGAUGAAUGUCUUGAACCAGGAGCCUGUAUGUCACCUAACACACAGUGUGUAAACUACCCCGGUUUCUUUUCCUGCGAGUGCAAAGCUGGGUUUCAUGGCACUGACUGUUCGGAGACUGACUAGUAUGCAGCAGUGACUGUUCGGUGACUGACUAGCAUGCGGUUCGGAUUUCCCUUUCAUCCUGGCCUUGGCAAGAGCAGACAGCUCUGAUAAGGUCAACCACAAUAUCAUCAACAAGAACAACGAAGACGAUAACGACGGCGCUGCCGACGACAACAACAACAACAACAACAGCAGCGGCAGCAGCAGCAGCAAUGGCCACAACGAAAAAAGCCGCUGUGGCUACUGGUCGUUGUGGGGGUAGCGAUUUGAAACAGCGGCAACACUUAUAUUGAGAAGUGAUUUGUGCAUCAGUGCGGCGGCAAUCAGCAUCCAUGUAUUAUGCUCAGCUUGGAAGUCGUUGCCUUGUUAUUAUAGUAUGUAUUGAAAGUGUUCUCGCAACUCAUACUGACCUCACUUAACCAUGAUCUCAAGACUGCACAUUCCCUUGCCGAGUUGCUACUGUAUGCAGUCGUGUCAUUGCUGUGUGUUGCUGUGUGUUAUACAUUUAGUUUGUAUGCAAUUAUCCGUGUGGAUUUUUCGAAGUUGAUUAUAGUUAUUCUUCACUCGCCGUUUCGUCGCUUUCUCUUUGUGC